Messenger RNA from Penicillium salamii, 3393 nucleotides. The record is from the annotation of a GenBank genome assembly. NCBI's taxonomy places the organism in Eukaryota, Fungi, Ascomycota, Eurotiomycetes, Eurotiales, Aspergillaceae.
AUGUCCGACUCGCGCUCAGGGCCGGUCUCACUGGCACGAUAUCGACCUUUCCUCUACCUUUUCACCGGUGCUGCUGCUGCCUUUGCGAUUCUCUAUGUCCACAACAAUGUUCUUUCGCAGUCAUCAGCGGCCCCGAUUCGACGUCGAAACGCUGUGCGGCGCACAAGGCGGACCGAACUUGAAGAACUUGGGAUUGCCGACACUCCGUCCUACCGAGCAAUUACCCACCUCGAACAGCUAGAGCGGCAAAAUGGGGUGUAUGGAACUUUCCGGAUUGAAACCGAGGAUGGACGACGUGUGGAAAGCGGUCUUCUUCCAUCGCUACUGGCAACCCGCGACCAACUGAUGGAAGAAGUCGGCGUGCCCUCUGCCCAUGCAGAGCGCAUGCGCGAAAUGAUGGAAGACACAUUUUUGGAAUCUUUCCUUGCGCUUGAUUUUCCCUCUGCGCACACUCUGCCGGAAGGCACGCCCGAACGAACAUACCUAACUGAGCAGCUUCAGCAUCGCGGUAUCUCCCAUGCGGGUAUCGAGAGAGCUCUGGUCCGCUUUAACGGAGACGAAAACUACGGCGAGGAAUUGCGUCGGCGAAGACAGAAUGGCGAACGUGUCACUCUCUCAACCUCAACCUUCCCUGACGUGUCGGUACCGCCGCAAAACCAGGAUGGCGGGGAGACCAUGGUGGACGAUCAGAGUGUGUUCUCAUGGCGUGAUGGGAAUAAUGACCCGUCGAAUCGCGAGGGCCAGAACUUGCUCAACCUGCUAUACCAUAUCGCAGAGGAUCAGGCGCGCAGAGAUGGUUACAUUCAUCGAGGCGUGACUUGCAACAGCUGUGGCGCCAUGCCUAUUCAGGGUAUCAGGUAUCGGUGUGCGAAUUGCAUUGAUUACGAUCUUUGUGAGACAUGUGAGUCGAUGCAAGUGCACAUCAAGACUCACUUGUUCUACAAAGUGCGGAUUCCAGCUCCAUUCCUUGGGAAUCCGCGUCAAUCCCAGCCGGUCUGGUACCCUGGAAAACCCACCAUGCUCCCCCGCAGUCUCCCAAGGCCUCUUGCGAAGCGUCUCAUGAAGGACACCAACUUCGAAAACACAGAGCUAGAUGCUCUUUGGGAUCAAUUCCGCUGUCUCGCAAAUUAUGAGUGGGCGGACGACCCUAACAAAUUGCACAUGGCCAUUGAUCGUAAAACCUUCGACCGUUGCUUUGUGCCCAAUACCUCUAUCCGACCACCCCCUCCUAGUCUCAUUUACGACCGAAUGUUCGCAUUUUACGACACCAACGGAGACAAUCUCAUUGGAUUUGAGGAAUUCCUGAAAGGAUUAGCCAGUCUCAAUAAUAAGAGCAAUGAUGAAAGGCUGCGACGCGUGUUCCGCGGUUAUGAUAUUGAUGGAGAUGGCUAUGUCGAACGCAAGGACUUCCUCCGUGUCUUCAGGGCUUAUUAUGCAUUAAGUCGAGAGCUCACUAGGGAUAUGGUUGCUGGCAUGGAGGAUGACUUCUUGGAGGGUGGAGCUCGCGAUGUGGUUCUCGGCAGUCAACCCAUCAGCUCCGCAUUCCCUGGCAGCAUUCCUUCGGGCGAGCGUUCGCGUGUAGGCGAAGGCAAAGUCCUGAACUCGUAUGGCGACAUGGAAAUCAUUGACAACGGAGGGAUUCUACAGCGGGACGGGGAUGACACUGGUGAUCGUCAUUCUGUUGUGGGUGAUGCUGCCGUAAGGUCACAAUUUGGCCGAGUGCGUCCAUUGUUCCCGUCCACCCUACGGCUACCGCCUGAUGACUCUACGCCUCGCCCCGCCAAUGUGGCGGAGGGCGACGAGAACGAUGAAGAUGACGAUGAUGACGACGACGACGCUAGCGAUACCAGUGGGUCAGACCAAUCCAGCUCAUCUGUGGCAAGCGCAUGGCCUCCAGCGGAGCACAUACUCGAGGAAGAUAUCAUCGAAGCCCUGGGUACCUAUAUUCCCCCGCAGGAUAUCACAGACCCCAUCGAUCGGGCUCGCGUUGCAGACGCAGUCUACCAAAGAAUGCGCGAGGACGACCAGAGACGCGUGUUUGACGCUCGCCAACGCGGAAUCGAUGAUCGCUGGAGACGUCGGGCCUUUUACACGGAUGAGGAAGACGGCGCAACCGCCCCUGAUGGGUUCGAAACAGACCCAGCCAUCGAUGACUACAGCGAUGAAGACGAUCUAGAUGAACCCGAAUCUCACCCACCAUCCCCCCGCUCGCGGUCCUCGUCGAAGGUGCGGUUCCAGGAUGAUCUGGCUGAUGACUACGAUACUCGAUCUAAUCCAUCAACCUCGUCGCGGAGCAUUCCCGUUGGCGAGCGAUGGGGCGGCUUUGAGAUCCCAGAGGUCGAAAGGGACGUCGGGAAAGAGAUUCUGUAUCAGGUCACACAGCAGGGCUUUAACGAGCUCCUUGACAUCCUGUUCAAGCCCAGGGAAGAUCUUUUGAUGGAGGUUUACCGCACACGGGCCGAUCGUAAGGUCUGGGCUCGUGAAAUAGAACUCGCUGAAAAGGAGGAUCCUUCGAAACGCACUCAGCCCGAUAUUCCCAGUGAGGAGCGCCUUGAGGAAAUUACCAAUGAAAAGCCCCUUGACGAUCUACUUCAGCUGGCCGGUUAUUCGGUGCAAAGCCCCGUCCUUGCCGCCAAUGCGGGGCCAGUGUUGGCUCCCCCGUCGCCUGGGGGCACCGCCUCCGUCGACGAAGAUGGCAGCGAUAGUAACAGCGACGACGAUGACGUGGGGCCCACACAUCUCGCCGAACCAGAACAUAAUGACGACUUUGGGCAAGAUCGACCAUUUGAAGAUUCUGAUACCAACUCUGUCAUCUCCUCGUUCGAUUUCGAAAAUGCACACUCGCACGCAUCCACUGCUGCACCCUCUGGUAACGAAGAAGGGACACAAUACUUCGACCCUACGCUUCCGCAGUAUCGUCCAGACUCCCAGGCACCUCUGUUUUCUAUCCCCGCUGAGCCUACUGUGGUGACCCCGGUGGAAAUCGAUGAAUUCGAUUCCGACCUAGAAGACUCAAUAUCAACGAGCCGGCAUUCCGAUCUCCCCGCUCAACUCCGACUCUCGCCCCGGACCACCUCCCUUCCUGCUCCCCUCUCUCCCCACUCCUCCCCCGAAGCUGAGGCUACGGCACCCAAGCUUCCCCCUUCUCCCAUGCAACCACUUCCACCCCCUCGCCGUAUCGGUGAACAGACACCUGAGACUACUGCCCCGCGCCGACCCUCGGCCAAGACCUUAGCUCGCUGGGCUUACCUUGAUCAGGUCGAGCGUGAGACCAAGGACCGGGGUGGUCACGGUGCCAGACUCAAUUUCGAGGAGUUCUCGCGCCGCAUGGCCGCUGACCGUGGACGACGACUAGCAUUUGUGGCUAGUUGGAUUGAGAUGGCUAGCUUUUAA